Molossus molossus (Pallas's mastiff bat) is the source of this 840-nucleotide messenger RNA. It is a transcript of the gene CHCHD2, whose product is annotated as coiled-coil-helix-coiled-coil-helix domain containing 2. The transcript has 4 exons. Gene Ontology annotation, biological process: mitochondrion organization; positive regulation of transcription by RNA polymerase II. The record is from RefSeq and is a predicted model, not a curated record. Lineage: Eukaryota; Metazoa; Chordata; Mammalia; Chiroptera; Molossidae. Gene Ontology annotation, cellular component: mitochondrion; nucleus. The coding region runs from base 92 to 559 and encodes 155 amino acids. Gene Ontology annotation, molecular function: sequence-specific DNA binding.
CCGCCCCCUGUUUUCCGCUCUCCUGCUCAGCAGAAGUUGUGGAGGUCUCCGAGCUUCUCUGUCGUAGACGUCGAGCCCUUGUGCAGUUGUGAUGCCGCGUGGAAGCCGAAGCCGCACCUCCCGUAUGGCCCCUCCGGCCAGCCGGGCACCUCAGAUGAGAGCUGCGCCCAGGCCAGCACCAGCAGCUCAGCCACCAGCACCAGCUGCACCAUCUGCCGUUGGCUCACCUGCUGCUGCACCCCGGCAGCCAGGUCUGAUGGCCCAGAUGGCAACCACUGCAGCUGGUGUGGCUGUGGGCUCUGCUGUGGGCCACACGCUGGGUCAUGCCAUUACUGGGGGCUUUAGUGGAGGAAGUAAUGCUGAGCCCGCAAGGCCUGACAUCACUUACCAGGAGCCUCAGGGAGCUCAGCCGGCAUACCAGCAGCAGCAGCAGUUUGGCCCGUGCCACUAUGAGAUGAAACAGUUUUUGGAGUGUGCCCAGAACCAGGGUGACCUUAAACUUUGUGAGGGUUUCAGCGAGGUGCUGAAACAGUGCAGAUUUGCAAAUGGAUUAGCCUAAUCAAGAAGUUCGCGUUGAAGAAAUGGAAAAUCUUCUCUCUUGUCCAAGUUAAUUUAGUAUAAAGAUGUAAUUGAUAGUGAAAGUAUAAAACUUCCAGUUAACUCUAUCAUCAGUAGUUUCCUUGCCUCAGAAUUGCAAUGGAAGGGAGUGUUCUUACUGUAUAGAAAGAAGUUCAUUGAGAUGGUAUUGAGUUUGAGUCUAGGCAGAUGUUUAUGUGGCCUCCAGCUUUCAUGAUGUUACUAUUUGUGAAUCUAUUACAAUAAAGUGAUUUUCUUCCAAAA